UUUCUUUCUCAACAGUUUACAAAUGGCUCAGUCACCAUCCAACUCUCGGACGAUAAUCUUCUUCCUUCCCGUCAUCUUCCUCGUUUUCCUCAUUUCAUUCACUUGGAGGAGAAGCGACAUCAUUCCAAAUAUCCUUCAUUGUCCGCAAGCCCAGGCCACUCAAGAAACAGGCGACCAACAAAAUAUGACAACUGCAGUAACAUUGAAAGAAGAGAAGGAGGAGAAGGAGCUUGUCGUCCUGCUUUGGACCUGGCCUUUUGGAACACAUUUCCCGCUGGACACGUGCCAAAAAGUUCACGGCAUUCCUGGGUGUAAGCUGACGGUAGACAGAAAUGUUUACAAUACAGCUGAUGCUGUGGUCAUGCACCAUUUUGAUAUUAUGUAUGACAAAAAGUCAUUGCCCCAGCAACCAAGGCCUCAUCACCAACAUUGGGUCUGGUUCAACAUGGAGCCUCCGUUGAUUAUAAGAAACUUGCAUUUCCUCGAUAACCUUUUCAACAUGACUAUGACUUUCCGCCAGGAUUCCGAUAUCUACAGACCUUAUGGGAGGAUUCAAGCCCUGAAAGAGCCUCAAAACCUCACCAUUCCGGCCAAGUCCAAGCUGGUGUCUUGGGUAGUUAGUAAAUGGUACCCAGGUGCUCCUCGUAUAGCUUACUAUGAGGAGCUUAAGAAACACAUCCCUAUCGACGUCUAUGGGAGAGGAAACAUGAAGCUGAGCCAGGAGGACUUUCAUAGUACUGUUUCCCAGUACAAGUUUUAUUUGGCCUUUGAGAAUUCCAUCUAUAAGGACUACAUCACUGAGAAGUUAUGGUCCAACGCAUUGGGUUCCUGGGCUGUGCCAGUUGUGUUAGGAACAUCUCGGAAGAACUAUGAGCGUUUUGUUCCUGCGGAGGCCUUCAUUCACGUAGACGAUUUCUCCAGCCCCAAGGAACUGGCUGCCUACCUUCUUGAGUUGGACAAGGAUGACGAGAAAUACAGGAGAUACUUCAACUGGAGAGCCCAGUACCGCGUGUGGAUGGAAAACGGGUGGGAUAGCAGCUACUGCAAAGUCUGUAGAGCAUUGAGGCAGGCUCCUGUCUACCAGACCAUCCCGAGUAUAGCCAAAUGGUUCCUAGACGACUGGAAGUUCUAGUACUCAGCCUUAGAGAGCUCUAUAAUAUUAUGAUGACAUUAGACUUUAGUUUGAUGAUCGUAACCUCCAUGUCCAAAGAGGUUGUUAGAGAUUUAAAAUUUAAGGGGGGGGAUUUUCAGUUUUACUAUCCGUUGGCAUAGAGAAGUCUGAGGAACUCGGUUGUUGUCUUCUCAUGUACAACCCAGAUUUUAAAGACCUCUUGGACCUGUCAUUGACAUUUUAUUGGGUAAUGGGUAUAUUCAUUUAUAAUUCAAAUUUUUAUGAAAAAGAUUCUUUCUUUUCCUCAUCCGGUUGCAAAUUUUUUU
Molecule: messenger RNA, 1437 nt
Organism: Spea bombifrons (plains spadefoot toad)
Lineage: Eukaryota; Metazoa; Chordata; Amphibia; Anura; Pelobatidae
Product: 3-galactosyl-N-acetylglucosaminide 4-alpha-L-fucosyltransferase FUT3-like
Exons: 1
Coding region: 23-1132 (369 amino acids)
Cellular component (GO): membrane
Molecular function (GO): alpha-(1->3)-fucosyltransferase activity
Source: RefSeq, a predicted model, not a curated record